AUGGCCCUGACACCUAAAGAAGUCUCUGACCUGACAAGGUGAGUUUUUAAAAGGCGCACUUGCUUUGUUCUGCUUUUUCCCCGGGUUGCGCAUUGACUUUCACUUCUUGGGCCCUACCUACCCCGUCAUCGCACGUUAAACUUCAUGUCGCUGACAGGAUUGUACUAACCUCUGUCUAAAUCUGUAUUGACAUUCCUGAUUCGUGGGCUUGUUUGCGGCUAACAUGUGAUUAGUGGGCUGGGUACUGCCUGGGUGAACAAUUUGCCCUUAGUGCCACAUCUCCCCGGUAACACGUCGUUUACGCAAAUCACUCGAACGGAGUACGGAGCGGAUUGUAUCGACACUAACUCUGGUGGCUAGCCCCCAGGGAGUUUGGUAUUAUUGGGUCGGAGUGACAUGUUGCGCGUGAUGUCACGCCUUCGUCAUCCACUGACAUCCGGCCUCAUGGUCUCAUUUAAUCAUCUUUUAAUAAAUUUUGCCUAGAACCAACCUGUAAUAUAAUGGCACUACUUAUAUAUCCGUCCUGCAAUUGACAGUUGACUACUUAGACAGUUAUGAAUCGCCGAUACAAGCGAAGAUGCGAGUUCCGGAAAUCAGUUAAUAAGAAUGAGAAGGAGCGACCGCUGGAACAAGGGCUUUAUCCGCCUGACGUUUCGGAUUCUCACUCGAACCCAUCAUCAGAGACAGUGGCAGAAACGGGUUUAUGCUGCUGUCUCUGAUGAUGGGUUCAAGUGAGAAUCCGAAACGUCAGGCGAAUAAAGCCUUUGCCCCAGCGAUCGCAUUUUCUUCUUAUCAUUUAUGAAUCGUUAACCUUUUCCGCCACUUGGAGUCUCGUCCCCACGCGUUCAUAGUCCUUUUAAAUUCCUCCCUUCUGUUUAAGCCUUCGUGAUCUCAAAGGCGAAUCGGCACAUUUUGAGGAUGUCACAUCAGGUUCCUUUUGAAAACCGCUAUCAUUUGGGCUGCACCUGUAUUUUGGGGCCUUUGUUUGUCCGUAGCCUUUUUGCUGUAGAAGCGACUACCCAGGCCACAAACAGUUCCGCAAAAACCCUUUAUGUCUGUCUUGUGGUUACAGUAGUUGUUCGUCAUCUCUGGUUUUCACAUAAAAACUACGCCCAAUUCAGUACCAUUAACUGAAUGUGAGUGAGUCGUGCCGAACUAUAUUCUACGUUGUCGGGAUCGAGGUUAUGAAACUGUCAUGAAGAGAUUGCUUUGUGGUGCUGUUCGCUGGACACCAUGCGCAUGUACUGUUUGGGUGAUGGCGUAACGGACUUCAGUAGAGACUAGCUGCAACAUAAGUAAACUAAUGAACUCGCAUGAAGACUUGAUGACCGGCAGCUACAUUGCUAACAGGGAGUAAAAGGCUAAGGUCUGGCACACUGGCUGGUCCGUAAAUUAUGAAAAGGCCCGCCUGCUGCCCGAUGGCGUGGCGAUCAUAACCAGUGAUUAGGAACUCCUUUUGUGACCGUUGCUUUGUGGUUUAAUUCGAAUAGUCGAAAACGUUACGGGACAGCCUCAAAUAAUCCGGGUGGCUGUUGAGACCUGCUCGUACCGACACUUUCGGAGACAUCUCGUGAAAUUUGAGGCCGGCUAAAUCAACCUUGACUAAAAGUGCACCAUUUGCAAAGACUGUAGGAUCGCCUAACGACGUUAUAAGGACGCGUUUACUACUAUCUAAACACUAUAAAUCUACUAAUACUUGCGGGAGAUUAUUUCUCGAGAUCGGCACUCACGAUUAUCUCCCGGACUGCCAAAAUCAAGCAACACAAGUGAAAAACAUGACUGAGGAAUAAUAUCUGCACUUUCUACGUAAUGACAGUACUGGUUCAGUAGACGUCCGGAACCCCUCAGUAGCACACCACUAGAAGUGGAUAAGACGCGGAAGUUUAACAUCAUUGGUCAUGAUGGACGAAUUGUAGACUGUCGUGUAUGAUAACGUCUGCGAUAUCCUAGUACGACAGGUGUCUGAUGAGUCUCCUGGGUGUGGACGAAAGAAGUCUUCCUGCAGAAGGUGCGCAGGAUGCACUGCCUUAAUUACAUUGUGCGUCGUUGCUCAAAUUUGGACGACCAUCUGGCGGAGGUGUGCUGACGGUUCUGUGUCAGCUUGUGAAGUAACCAGAGUCAAAAUGCUUAUAAGUAGUUUUUACGCAACCCUAUUGUAGUUCAUUUGUUAUACUUGUUUUCGGAAAUCAUAUCAAGACAUGCCUGUCUAGCUCGGCAGUGUUAAGCCCACCUCAGUUGAUUUAGAUUUUUUACCCAAUUGUUGACUGUCUGACAGAGGACCAGAAUAUUCCGACUUUUUGACGGACAGUUCGAAUUUUAAUACUUUGCCUCCUGCUCAUAUGUCCAGUUUGCGGUCCAGCUUCGACCGCGCGGUGUAUUAAAUCGCUUCAGCCCUUCUAUUUCUUACUUGUAGCAUAAUAUUAAAUGGACAGUCUUCACUCAAGACGUUUGAUGCCAUCUCUAUUCUCUUCCAUAAAAGCUUUUCGAAGUCGGAACACUUCAAAAUAGGGAAGGCCCUGGUCAGUAUUACGUUGGUUUUACUUCAUUCCUUUCCAGGUCGCCAUCCUCAACAGUGACCUGUUGUCGGAUGGGGUUUCUCCUAUAGUUUGUUUAUUUCUUAUCUGGGAUAUGUACAAGUCUGAACCUCUCGAACAUAAUCCAUUUUUACGGUUUGUUGUGAAUUAUUUGGUAGGUCCCCUUUUUCUGACUUGCGCAACUCCUGUAGCAGCGCGACAGUACGCACUUCAACAGUUCGUUGCCCCUGCCUGCCAAAGUUUUUAUGCAUACCUUGAUGAAGUUUGCCGACCGUGCUCGCGAUGUAAGUGAGUCCUCAUGGCCCUUUGAUAUUCCCCUUCCAUAGCUUUGCAAGACUACACCCUUGCAACUUCUAACGAUGGAUGCUGACGUGUCCGCCCUGCGAUCGGUUAGUUUUCGUUUCGCGUUCAUUUUGUCUCUAGUGUGAUUGGUCGAUUUUUGAUGCGCGCAUCCAGGAACGUCUUCAGUCGAUUCCUAAAUUUGAUUCUUGUGGUAUACCUUGCGUUCUGCCUGAUGAUGACACAAUGAAGUCGACCGCGUACGUUCUGACCGUGUAUUACUCUUUCUUUUUGUGUUGAAUAACACGUAAACGCCUGCCAUUUUAAAAAUUCGGUAUAAGGCUUGCCGUCUUCAGUUAAAUUCGCUGUAGUAUUUCCAGAUGUCGGAGUAAAACCCAACAUCUUUACUAUGGUCUCCGCUACAAACACGUCACUCCGUUUAUCAUCUCCAACCCUGUCACCGUGCAAAUCCCCAAACAGGGGACGCUUAGAAUUGUGUUAAACAAAAUCCAUGUCUUCUCCUUCGUGAAGUUUUCUGGUUGGAAUGACCGGCUUGCAGUAAGUGUCGUUGAUACAUACCUGGCACGCACGACUAUUUCACAACGCACCCAUUCGGAGGGUCCGAGUGGUACGCAAAUCGCGACCUCCCUUUGUUAUAAAAGUUUUCUGUGAGAUUCUAAGACGUUGGCAUUAUAACACGGGUCAUUUUUUUUACCGGUCGUACAGAUCAGACUCGACGUUCAGAUCCAGGUUUAGUUGGUCAUUUAACCAUGGGCCAGCCAUGUUAGCUUCAACUUAAAAUAUUGAAUAAUACGUGAUAUCGGCUUUCACUGAUGUAGCUCGUUUGCUUGACAUAAUAUGAGCUUUCCGCUUAACUUUCAGUAUACUUUCCGAUGGUGACUAAAUUAUCGAAUGCCAACUAAUAUCGUAGACUAUAACCAAAAAGUGCGCCAAAUAAUCGGACGUCUUCGUCGUCACUACUUUAUCAACAGCAUCUUAAGAAGCAAAUGCUGAAUGGGUUUUAGGCCCCCAAAUGUUCUGGAUAUAUCAGCAUAAAAUCCGGUGUUUGCAAAAGCCGCAUUUAUCCAGACUGAUUUAUAGUAUGCCAUCAUAGAGAGGUUGGCCGGGAAGACGGGUUGCCCUUUAGCCUAGCUGCUGGCUACCCGGCGCGUCCACAGGUGGCGGAUAGUGGGAAGACCUUCAGUGAAGGUUAACUGCAACAUAAGCAGACCCAGGUCUGACGAAUAGGCAGUCGCGUACCAGCAGCGACAGUGCUACCAGGGUGCGGGGGGCUGCGGUUUGGCACGCUGAAAGAAUUAUAAAAAAGGUCGCAAAGCUCGAUGAGGGCACUGUGACAUGACGAUCGUGAACCGCCGUUAAAUAAGUUCGCUUGCCACCGCUGCCCUGGAGUUAGACUUUUAAGUCAAAGCGCUAGAGAUAACCUCGAGCAAACAGUCCGAGUGGCUGUUGGGGACCCGCCUGUACUCAAAACACUCUAGAACCCUCAUGAAAUAUGUCCGACCAUAGUAUUACGACUCAUACUACGGCUUACGCGGGAACCGACGCUCUCCGCAACCCUGGCCCAAUGGUGCGGGCGAAUAGUAUGCGAGCUGGAAUACUCAAUCGGGAACGGACUCUUGAUACUGGAUGCUGAAAUUUGCGCACGUUCCUGGGCCCUGGUACCAAAGUCUGACCGCGCGCGGCCUUAAUCAGUAAAACAUGGAUGUUUGCUGUCUGUCUGAAGUUCGACUUCCUGACUCAGGCUCUCCGGAGAUACAGAUCCCUGGAGUUGAAUCAUACUUCACCUUAUACCACAGCGGCCCAUGCGACUCUCCUGGUAGACACGAUGUGGCGAUUGCCCUCUUGUAGCAAUCAGACCUCGCCUUACUUGCUUGGGAACCAGUCAGUUACCGGAUGGUCUACGUGCGACCGAAGGGUCACCCAUUCUAGCUGCCGAACAGCGCGAUAAAGGGGCGUUUUGCUCGCAGCUGCGAGCAUUAAUUGAAAGACUCCUCGCCGCGAUCUGCUGAUUGUUGCCGAGGAUUGGAAUGGUCGGACUGGACCUGGCGACUCCACAAUCAGUCACCUUAUUGGCCGCCCCGAGCUUGGUUCCCAGUAUGAAAAUGGCGAGAGACUGCUGGAAUUUGCUAAUCAGAACUGGCUGAUUGUCACCAACAUGCGCUUCCAGCAUCACAAUAAACAUCUCCUGACUUUGUAUUCGAACGGCGGUCACACGACCAGUCAGAUUGACUACAUAUUAGUCAGAUCAAGGUUCUGCAGCUGGGUUCACGAUAGCAGUUCGAUGCGUGGUGCCGAGACUGGUAACGCCCAUGGGUCGGACCAUGUCCACGUUCAUACCACUUGAAAGUUCACCUCUCAUCCGCACUAAAAAUGUCACGUUCUAGACACCUCGAUGUCACAAAAAUCCGACAAACCAGCACUGUAGAAGCACUGAGCAGAGAAAUCCGGUCCUUUUUUAUGACCCGAGCCGACGGACAAGGCAGUAACCAGUGGUCGUCACUGAAAACGUCGAUCUAUGGGGCAGCUGAGAAAAUCCUUGGAUAUACCCAGCAACGCCGUAGUGACUGGGUCAGCGGACGAAUCCCACAGUUGUUUGCUCAGACGGCUCGGGCUAGGUCCCUUAAUGAUUAUUCCUCCCACCAACUUCAAAAGAUGGCGGCAAAAUAGGCUAGGGGUGACUGGGAGCAAUAUUGGGCUAAAAUAGCGACCUCCAUGGAACAGGCCUCGAAGGUUGGUGACAUUCGAGAACUCUAUCAACUUAUGCGCCAAGUUAGUAACAAGUCCUCCAUUCUGAUUGGCUCUGUUUACGACGUGAAUGACGGCUCUAUUGCUGACAACUCGGCCACAGUCGAGCACUGGCGUGAGCACUUCAAGCACCAUGUCAACUUCGGUACCCAAUUCACCACGCCCUUGUCACUUCUGCAGCGGAGUUUCUUCCCUCUCAAAACUAUGCAAUGCCAUGCGCUCCCCUUCUGAAGGAAAAGUCAUCAAUUCCAUACGAAAAAUACGAAACAACAAGGCAAUUGGAGAGGACGGUAUACUCGCUGAGAUCUACAAAUCUCGUGUCGACACUGGCGCCCUGGCUCCUUGAGGUGAUUGAACAAGCGUGGAGAGACGAGGCUGUUCCCGAUGACUGGGACUCAGGCAUCCUAGUACCUAUUCUCAAGAAGGGAGAUAAGACAAGAUGUGGGAACUACCGCGACAUAAGCUUCAUCGACAUUGCUGCGAAGAUGUUCGCCAUUGUCUUUCUCAGGCGAUUCCGGGCUGUACGCGACUAGGACAAGGCCUAACCAAGUCGGAUUUCGUGCAGGACGUGGAUGUGAGGACCAGGUACUCACACUAAGGCGCAUUCUCGAAUUUCGCCCUAGCUACCAACAACCGACGGCCGUCUGCUUUGUUGACUUUGCCGUCGCGUUUGAUUCCGUCCAUCAUGAGUCCCUAUGGAAUAUAAUGGCACCAGAUGGUUUAUCGCCAAAAAUCAUGGCCAUGAUCAAGGCCUAUUACCGCCCCACAGCCGCGCGAGUUCUGGUCUACAAAAAUCUUCCCCAACAGUUCGGUAUUCGAUGUGGUAUUCGACAGGGUUGUAUCCUGUCGUCCAUUCUGUUCAACUACGCUUUUGACUGGACUAUCGGGAGGGCCCUACAGGAAGGGGAUGGAGUUUGCACCCGGCAGUCAGCUGACUGAUCUCGACUAAGCCGAUGAUAUUGUCUUACUAGCUUCAAGUUUUGGUGAUCUACAGUCCAUGGUGUCACGGGUGAACGAGGUUGCUAAAUCAGUCAGUUUAUCCAUAAACAUUGGGGAGACCAAAGCAGCAUCCCCGACCAGGACGAGGCACCUGUCGAGAUUGAUGGCUGCCAACUUUCAGAAGUUGACAGUUCUUAAUACUUCGAGGCGAGGCUGCUGCUGAAUGGGCAGAGUAAGGAUGACAUUGUCUCCCGAAUUGCUGCUGCCCGUCGGGUUUUCUCAAUCCUUAGAAAGUGCCUAUGGAUCCGACGCGAUGUCUCCAUUGCCACCAAGAUUCGUGUGUACCAUACUUCCGUCUGGUCUGCCCUUAUGUUUGUAAAUGCUGGGCUGUGCGCGUGGAGACGAGCGAAAACUGGAGGUAUUUGAUCACCACUGCUUGAGGACCAUCGCUCGAGUGAAGUACACCGACUUCGUCUCAAAUGAGACACCCCGCACUCGCUGCAAAAACAUCGCAAGGACUACCCAGGCCAUCCAAGAAAGGUAACUAAGGUGGUUUGAUGAUGUUCAUCAUCGUCCAGCUCAGGAGCACAGUGUUGCUGUCCUCGAUCCGCACCGUUACCUCAUUGGAGGCGUCGAAGAGGGGAUCAAUUCAGAACCUGACUUUACACAGUUCGUCAACACAUGGAAUUGGUUCUUGGACCUUCAGUAUUCGGUCUCAGUCGUCGGCGAAGAGAAUGGGUUGAACUGCCCAGAUCUGCUGCCGCGGAUGGUCAUGUGUGGAGAGAUACAGUUCGGGGCAUCAUCGAGGCUGGCUAGAUCAGGCAUGAUCUCAACCGUACCAAGUACAAGUAUCAUAGAGUUUAUAUAUUUAAAAAUGAGCGUCACCUUUGUACACUGAGCGAGAAGAGGCUGUCACAUUGCACAAGCAUCACCCUCCCUUUCCAGAUCAUCUGACUUCCUUUUAUCUCCUCUUACGCUGGUAGCUUCGGUGUAGACCGAGUUUCAAAUGAGACGUCUGCGUCCCAGCGGAAGCAUUGUAUAGAGGGACUGCUCGGGAGCGAGAUGCUCGUUGCGUCCAUGCAAAGCUUGAGGCCCAAUUUCCUCCGUCUCGCGCCCCCAAUAAUGCCCUGCCCACAGGCCUCUAGUGCUGGUAGCGAGGUAUUCAGGAGUAAUAAAUCCACCACUCCCUGUUUCCCGGAUUCCGAAUGGGUUGAGGAGCUGGUGUGGCUCAAUCCAACGACGAUAGAACACCAAUUUCACUGGGAUUCUAGCAUGGGACAUUCUAGUCCCACAUUUGAGGUGAGUGAAGACAAAAAUCAGUCUAAGUUAAGUUCACGUUUUCCUCUUCAUAUUCUAACAAGACGGCGUCCUACUUCUGUGAUUUGAGCAACAGUCAAACUCGGCUGUUUCGGUCGAAAGAUCCGCAAACCUCAGCUGCGGCCGUCAUCCCGAGGGCCCUUGCUUUAGAUAACAUAUUUCCGUUUUUUUCUGACUACAUGUAAAGAACACCGAGAGGUAGUCGGUAAUAGUAUAAGUUUCAAUCUGCGGUGACAAAAUUCUUCCAACAACCACUAAAAAAGGGGAUAAUUAAAACAGGCCCAUUGAAUCUGUGGGAAGGGGGGGGGGUUAUCUCAAAAGUCAGUCCACAUCGUAAAUGCACGUAACUUUAAUUUGAGGCGCUUGCAUUACCAAGGAUGCCUUUCCUAUGUAUUCAAUACCAUUAACAGUAUUUUAUUGACGCUUUUACUAUAUUUUCUCAUAGAUGACAUCCGGGGGAGUUUUAUGUGACUUCAUAAAUACGGAAGUUUUUCGCGACCUAAAGGCUAAUUGACAACCAACUCUACAAUUAAACUAUUACUUUAAUAAAUACGAAAAAAAUAGUUACAUUUGGUGAUCGACAUAAUUUGCUUAGAAGCUGCGCAUCGCAUUGCUGUUUUUCACAGUGGUUCUGUAAAACCACGUGUUACGACUUGGCUCAUACUCACUGAAGCGGAAUUAUUCCUCCCGCUAUGAAUCGAUAAAUGCAGAUUUGAUGCGGAAAACUUCGAUGCACAGCAAUUACCAACGGCUGUCCGUUUUGUAUAUUAAGACGGAAUCUGAAAAACUAUACAUAGACGAACCUGUUAACUUGUCGAAUUAGAAAUGGCACGCCCGAAAAGCUGCCAAGCAAAUGCCUCGAGCACUAUGUCGCUAACCAGUUCAUUCGACUCGAGCUGUACAGCGUGAAACCCGAGACGGAAACAGGAGUGAACAGAAACGAUCUCAGUUGCAGACUCGGCAAAAAUGUGUUUUUUUUUAAAUUGCCUGGACCACCACCCUCGGUGUUGAUGGAAGCUGACUCGAUCCACACGUAUGUGUAGCCAUAUUGUUACAGAAAUGUGAGCAAUCAGUCAAUCAUAGAAAUGUGUGUGCUAAAAUGCUGCAUCUGCCGAGGCGUCAGUCUGAUUGAUUUCGCCGCUAAGAGCUUCGCACCUCUCUUUCUGGACCAUUUCGGCGCGGUAUGUGGCAAACGAAAUAAAAACUGUGGUGGUUUGCGUCCAUGUAUUAUCUCUUGCAAUGGCCUACCACACGGCAGGCGAAAAAUAGUUCUUUUUCGCUGUUUCUUUUUCAAAUGAGUGACUCCGUGCCCCGAUCUGACUACCACCUAUCUCCGAUUACUUUAAAUUCUCAAGCGAUGCUCGUUUUGAGUAGGAUUCGCGCCUUUACGCGAGAGGUAGGAUCAUAGGACCGCGAGGCAGAAGGCCGUCCAGUUGUCGGCUGCCUACAGACUUUUCCAACCCUUGGUUUUCAACUUGCUCGUCGUCCCUAUUGCCAAGCUUCCCAACUCACUCACUUACUUUUCCUCCUUCCUCUCCCCAUUUUUGUCUGCCACUAUCACUGUGCAUAUCUACCCCUAUGAUAUCGCAAAUAUAAUCAUGAUAAUUUUGUCAGUUAUUUUACUGUUGGUCUGGACAAAAAUGCCUAGCCAAGACAACCAAGUUGAGGACAAAUGGGAAAACGUCCUCCAGGGUCCAUUUCUUUACCACCUACAAACUAGGGUGGCCUAGUGCAGUGGGACAACUGCUAGACUUAGAUUGCCUCCUAAAAUUAAUAGACUUAAUCGAAGGGGACGUGACUGGGAGUUCGGGGAGCUAUGUUUGUUCCUCAGUUUUCUACCACUUGGGCACUCAGGAGCUCUCAUCUUCGAAUCACGUCCCUCACGGACCUCUAAUGGCAAAUGAGAGAUAGGUAGAGCAAGAUUAUCUCUGCGCAGCAAUCUCAGUCGCUGCGACUAUUGCGUUCCUAUUCCCUAAUCGACCUGGAUUAUUAUCGGUUUUUUCGUUGUCGAUUGCUAGGUUUGUUGCGCUUUUGACGCUCCUAUAACAGCCGUUAUUUCCAAAGCUAAGUCGACAAAAAUUCCUGCCUAUUUUCCUGUCCCUCCUCUUCAGCUGCGCCAACUUAUGUCCACUGCUCUCACUUCGGCUCUAACUCAAGCCCAACAACAAAUUAUGGUUCAGUCUAUAAAGGAGGAUCCGAACCUCAUCCAUAGCCUUGGGCUUACCUCCGAAAACGUGAGUCGCCUCCGUUCCCCGAAGGCUUCUGCCAGUGUACGGUUUUUCUUCAUCCACGGACCUAUAGUCAUGUAUUAUUCAAUUUCUUCAAUUUCAGUUUACAAAUCUUGUAAAUCGGAAUCCUGUUGUGGCCAUUGAGAUCCUUCUCGGCUUAAUAUCCACCCCCGAAGUUAACACGUGAGUGCAAUGAAUAGUUAUUGGAUUUCAGUAUGUAGCAUUCUUGUUUGUUCAUCACAUUACUAAUAUUCACUUCGGGUCCAAAUUUCAUACGAUAACGUUGCAAAUAUCAAAUCGGCACCCAAGGAUUCAUGAUCUUAUGCCUUGGGCCAAGUAAGUACCGAAGCCAAGUGAGCAAAUCCAUUAAAAAAAGAAUACCAUCAGAGCGCAUACCGAACUAAUUAGGAGGACAGUCGUUAGCAGUGCAUUUGGUCGUGGGUCUGAUAUGCUAAAAGUGCCAAUUUUCUCAAGAGACUAUAUGAAUUUUGGAGUUGUAAUUCCCAACGUCGCAGUCUUUUUUUUCUAGAUAUCUGUCCUCUCUGGUGAAAAUGAAUAUUACUGUAAACUCAAUGGAAGUCGUAAAUCGAGUGGCCGCUCUUGUCGCGUUACCUUCGGAGUUCAUCCACACAUUCAUAUCGAACUGCAUAUCCACCUGCCAGGGCACUCAAGACAAAUAUGUGCAAGUGCGCCUUGUGCGUCUAGUCUGCGUGCUGAUCCAAUCGCUCAUCAGGAAUAAAAUCAUUGAUGUCCACAACGGAGUGAGUUGUUUGUAGCUUUGUCCUGUUAUUCACGAAUCGCCCUUCCCAGAGAUUGUGAAUUGGUCACAUAUCGCUCAUAGAACCCUUUGCAGUCCUUACGAAGAAACUCAUUUGUUUACAAUUACAGAUAACAUGCAGAGAACCUCGCGUAUGAUCAUGAAAUCAAGUCCACAAAUGCUGGUGACUAAUCUGUUUGUGACUUCAGUUCAAAUUGUAAUUGCCUUGUUGUGCAAUUAUGCUAAGGCAAUAUUGCGUUUGUGAAGAACGUCUAAUCUGCACACUGGGAGACGGCGUCUAGGUGCAUACGACCGCUGCUCUCGUUUGUAUCGUAUACCUCCAUUGCUGCAGCUCCGCAUAUCUUGUCCUCCUUCCCGUUUGCACCCGUCUGCACAUGUGUCCGGUGACUGCUACGCUAGUGCUGACGUCUCUGUUUGUAUCUGGCUGGCGAUCUAUGUCACCGGCGUUCAUGUACGAUCUGCACUGCAGCCCCCACAGGUCUCGUGGGUUCGAAUCCCCUGGCUUCCCCUCCGCCUGAAACUCCACUGACUGGGCUGUACACAUAGGGCCUAGUAAGACGCAAGAAGACACGAAGAUGAAUGAAAUGAAUGAAUGAAUGAUACUCUGUUCUCUUGUGGAAGGCUUGCACACAACUUUCUCUAUGGCAUCACGGGCACGGGUGGGGCAACUUAGGAGCUGAUGCCUGUUUGUGGCAUUCUCUUAUGUCGCCAUCUUAAGGCGUUCGUUGACCCAGCCAGGACAUAUAGAAAAGAUAUCUGUUUGUUGUUCCUGGCCUCUAUCAUGGACUGAAGUUUAUGAGCGUGCGGAUUUUUGAGACCGAUUGCGAACAAUGGCGGUUUUGUCGACAAACCGCGUUUAAAAUAUUGGUCCGUGGCUCACAAUCGCCAGUUCCCCCACCUUUUUGAGGUACACUGGACUAUCUUUGCCCUGCACGCACGCUGUCCCGUCGUAGGUGACGUAUGCUUUGGUCAGAAUUUGAACCGAUGGGCGAGAUAUCCUUAUUUUUUAGUCUUCUUAAUUGCAUUGUAUUGACUCACGAACAGGUCGCAGCUUCAAUCGUGGUACUCUGCAGGAUCGUGGCGAAUAGGUAGGCCACACCAAGUAAUACAGUAACGUCAUGAGUACUGAGGAGUAAUCGCGUAAUGCAAAUCCUACGAACAAUUAUUUCUACGAAUAGCAAAAUUUUUUAUGACGGCAGUCUCACCAUGCUCCCCAAGGUAGGUCAUAGUUAAAAAUCCAGACAUGCGCUUAGCUGCUUUUGCCGCUGCUACUGCUGUGUGACGGGACUUUGAGGGGCUCCGUUCCUCUGUGUGGGUUCUGGUAUAUGAACUCCAGAUUUGAAUGUUAAGAUAGUAAUUCCGCAAAUUAUUAAAGGAGGGACUUGGAGUUUAAUGUCACAGCCAUUACUUUGAUGAUCAUUCUCGUGAAUGUUGUGAACGUUUGGGUUGGAGGCAAUCAAAAUCUGCGGAAUAAUCGCGUAAUGCCCAUCCUACGAAAAGAUGAUAAUACCUGAAAUGUGGGUUUCCGCUAGGACCUAUAGGUUAAAGAACUACGGUAGAUGUGCUAACUCAUGAAAUGUUGACGGAAAUUCUAAAAUGCAUUUUCGACUCGAAAAGAUAACUUAAGUAGGGUUGAAAUAUCAAUCACCUUGCAGCAUAAUCCCAAGAUAAUUUAGUUACUUCAGGAUACCAGCCUUUAAGUGAACUUUUUUUCCGGCCGCCUGCAAAAGUUGCACUCUGUAAAAAAUGACUAAUCAAGUAGCAUGAAUGUUUAUCACUGGUUUUCGAUGCCCUUACAAACUCAGAUAUAUUUCAUGGAAAGCAUGGCUAAAGUAUUCAUUCCUUAACCCAUUUGGUGGAAAAAUACGCCUUCUUCAAAUUUUAUUCUUAAAAGAAGGGUAUAAUUCGGUUUUGGAGAAGUUCCUAAUUAUGAGAUUUUUUGAGUCCGUAGAAUGUCCGUCCACAAAACAUCAUGUUUCUACAUUUACUUAGAUUGCCUGUAAAGCUUGCAUUACGGCUUAAACCCGCUGUUAAAUUUUAUAAACCCCAUAUGGUCACGCCUUAGUAGCGUAUAGAAAUGUCUGAUUUCCCGUAAACGUACAGUUCGUAGUUUAGAAGCCCUGAAUGUAAGUGUAACAGCAGAUCGGGUUCCAAUUAUUCGGAUAUCGGAAAAGUUUUUUUAAAACCGAACUAUACUUUUUAUUUAAGUAUAAAAUUAAAAGAAAACGUACUUUUCUACCAAAUAAGUAAAGGAAUGAAUAUUUUUAUGCAUGUUUUCCAUGAAACUAUCUGAAUUUAUAAGGGCAUUGAAAACCAGUGGGAAAAAUUCAUGCUACUUAAGUAGUCAUGUUUUGUAGUGUGGCUUUUGCGGGCGGCCGAAAAAAGGUUCAUUCAGGAGCUGGUAUCUCGGAGUAACUGAAUUAUUAUGGAGUUAUGCUACAGGGUUGUUAAUUUUACAGCCCUGCUUAAGUAAUCUCUUCGAGUCGAAGGCACAUUUCAGAAUUUCGGUUGACAUUUCAUGAGUUAGCACAUCUGUAUAUUUUUAGCAAGAUCGGACACCACUACUAUUUUGACGUAGGAUCUUACCUUUACGGGAUCUUGCCAAACAAGUUGGACGGACGUUGGGGCCUCGUAGAAUAGCCUGCUCGUUCACCAUACCGCACACCUAGAUUUCACGGGUUUACUUUAAAGCUAAAGUCCAUAUUGCAGAACCGGUAAAGAUCAGAGUCGAGAGAAGCCACUGUACAGGAAUGCACUAAAGUGCAAAGCAAAAUAUUCAUUGCUUGCAAUUUAACUGCUUCGCAUUAUCAACAGUGCCCAGGACAGAAUUUACAGCAGUUGUGAGUCAGACGUUACCAAAAUACCCAAACGAUAUCGGUACAUUUUGACAUUUCGAAAAUGGAAUGUACUUAAACCAACACUGGAUUUGUAACCAUUCAGUGUGUAUACAGUUCUCCGAGACACGUUUACAUAGUACGUCGCCCAGCAUGGGAUGACGGAUUUUGUGGUCGGUAACGCAGGCGCUAUAUUUCCGACAAAAAAGACUUGGUCAUCUCGUGCACCAUUUACUCAAAUCCUCUGAAGGUGUUCCAAAUAUGUAUUACGUGUAACGUGAAAUCAUUGUUUCUGAAUUAAUAAGUUUAAGAACUACAAGCCCUAAAGAAAUCCCUUUAAUCGGCUAACAACAAGCGUAGUUCUCUGGUGCCAGUUUGAUCGGCGGACAGGUCGACUUCGCACCUGAUUUCAAGGUUUCACGUCAUAAUCUCCAUGGAGACGGCGACAGGGUAGGCCUGGUGGGAUUUACAAGAGCAGGGCGGAGGCCUGCUAGAGACGAGCCGAAAAUAGUUCCCCCGCCAGAGAUGUCAUCACGCCAACUUGACUGCCCGUCCCCACAUUCUUUCUGGCCACUCACGCAAGUCACGGCCAGCACAUAACAAGAGGAAACCCUCUACCCACGGGACAACUUAGAGCGAGAAACAGCGGCUGAGCAGGUCCUGGAGAGGGGUUUCUAGGUUGAAAGCCUAGAUAAAGUCACGGACUUGAGGCCCACAGAUCAGGCAUCCCACGCAAAGCUUGAAACAAUCCAAAGAAGACGGCCAGCAAGCACAAGCACCUCGGAAACACUGUUGACGACCAGCAGUACUCGCAACCGCUGGUAUUCAACAUUGCAAGCACACCAACAGCUCAACGACCAGCAACAAAUCUGACUCACUGACAGUGCGACUGAAAGUGGUAAGCGCCGGCAAACGGAGCUUGGACUACGCAGUCAACACGGUAAAAAUGUCCAGUGACAUCAAGCUAUCGACAUCGAUGUGGCUUUAUUGAGAGUCCGCAAACUCAGGUUUAUUUCGUGAGGUUAGCUGGGGACUUUCAGUACAGACCGGGUGGUUUUUUCCUUGAGCGCACUGGCCAGAACGCGCCGGUGGCGGUUCGAAAUCGCUAUUCCACAUCACCAUCUAGCCUUACGGUAUCUUAUAGGGCAGUCGGCGUACCAGACCCUAGCCUUCUACGUCAUGGUCGCACUGACGUUGCUGGCCCACGACUGCUUAUUCGUCAGACCUUUGAGCGCGCUUACCUCGCAGCUGAGUUUUGCCGACGGUAAUUCCAUUAUCCGCCGCCCGCAGACGCGCCAGCUGCUAGGCUAACGGGAGGGACUCGCCUUUGCGUCGGAGACAGGGGCCAUCUGGUCGUUGGUGCCGGCGAACACUACCGCCAGCGUCCCCUGGGACUUGAGCCCUGACCCGCAUUCGGCCGUCUUUACUACGUAGUAUUUGGAUCUACUUUAGUUGGAUGUUCACCCGUUGAGCCCGAUUUUAUGAUAUGCAUGAAGCACCGCUUCGGUUUUCAUCAAAAACCACGACGAAUGUCCCCCGGAUCAAGAUGGGAAACCCUAGUGAUGAAUGAUGGGCCCAUAAACAGCACCCCCGACUAACUUUCUGUGGAAAGCUUUGAUAUAAUCAUAACUGCCUCCGGUCUCUCAUUCACAAGAGGUAAAAUUACCCACGCAGAUAGAUGCUGAGCGACCGACUUAAUUUGGAAAUCUUUGAGGACCAUGUAAGUCAUUCGUCUCAAAUAACCUAGAACGAGGUUUUCUCAAGGUAGACUCUGAGGUUUGUUGACCACGUAUUGGGGUGCGCGUGGAAAUGGCGUAUGACUUGCAUGGGGAAAGUUGACAACAAACCACCGUAAUCUUUGGAUCUUGUGUACCGAUUUCUUAGAAUAAUCCAGGUUCCCGGGCAACAUACAAUUUCACCAUUUCCAGUUCGGGCUUCGAGCCUGCGUGUCUAAGGAUCUAGACUGUCACCCCUUCACUGCGCCAUUCAACUUCCUAUGAGAUAAUAGGGAGUACAAGAAGGGAGUUACGCAGAAGCUUUGAAUAUUUUUGUUGCGAGUUCUUAGACAGGUCUUUACUAGAAAGGAAUGAGUCCAGAUAAACAUAGCGGGCAGCAGCCUGUUUGACAGCCAGCAAAUAAUGGCCACUCGUGCAAAAUACUCAAACAAAUGGUGUCCGCUGUUACGAGAGGCAGCCACCGUGUUUGAUGUUGGACAAGUCACUCGUGAGUGACGGUUGUGAUGACAGUUUCGGGGUCUCCAACGGGGAUUAAUGCGACCCAUUUGGUACUCUCACCGGUGGACUUGAGUUUCUGAAAUCACUAUUUGGGCCAAAUACUAGAGAGGUUCACCUCUGGGUUAAAAACACAAAGGCUUCUCCACCAACCCGCGUUUGUCUCGCUCCGGGUGAGGCUGUCCUGAUGUCUAUUCACCUUGUCAUUUGCCGGAGAGGGGUAAAUAUUUGAUCUGCUGGAAGACGCAGGACGCUGCCAGUCUAUCCUGUCCUUAAUGGACUUCGACCGGUCAUUAUUUUGCCAAACGUCUGCAAAGUUAGAUGCAGCUAGCAUUGAUGGAAACAGUUCUGAUAAUGGCCAUUUUGCCAGAACUAACAGAGCAGUCAUGCCUCGACUCUUUUCUUAUUUCAGGGCAUUCUGGUCGAAGUGCAAUCUUUCUGCUUGGAAUUCAACAAAAUUCGUGACGCAAACACCUUGUAUAGGCUUAUAAAAAGUAUCGAGGUCAGUGGGACGGCUGGCCAUGGAACUCCCCCCACCAGCAGCGAGACACAAGUAUCGCAGCCGAGAGAACAGUGA
Messenger RNA from Spirometra erinaceieuropaei, 16483 nucleotides. The record is from the annotation of a GenBank genome assembly. NCBI's taxonomy places the organism in Eukaryota, Metazoa, Platyhelminthes, Cestoda, Diphyllobothriidea, Diphyllobothriidae.